GAGCCAACGAAUCGUGCAGGACCUAAUUUUCGCUGGAAAGCAUAGAGAAGCAAUCCAUCGCCUCAUGAAAAUUGACCCCGCCCAUCCCAGAUUCGUUGAAGAUGCGUAUAAAACCGUGAGCAUAGCCUCCCUGCACUUAGAAAAGGACGAGAGAGAGAGUGUCAUCACCCUGACAGCCGUCAACAUGAUGUCCAGCGGCCAUGUCACAGACGGAGUGCAGAUGCUCUGUAUUAUAGGUAAAUACGCCACCGCUUGCAACUACCUACAAACCUACGGCAUGUGGGAGAAGGCCGCAAUGCUCGCCAAGUCAAAGCUCACACGGGAAGAGUACUCAGCCAUCUUGCAACGUCAUGUGGAGUAUCUCGCAUCCCCACGAAUGAACCGGAUCGUGGAGGCCGUCAAGCUGUCACUGUCGCUCGGCAGCUUUGUCAAAACAUUGGAGUUAAUGCUACGAAUAGACAGUCCGUCUUUGGCCUGUCUCUUCAUGCACUCUCUGGAAGAGUACGGCUACCUCGACUGUACUUUAACGCAGGAAGAUGUCAAGCUUAUUGAUGAAACUGAGUUGAACGAGCAAACACCUGAGACCCACCGCAAAAGUUUGGUACGAAGGGUGUACCGAGAGUAUGCCGAAUAUCUUAUGAAGAUGGAAAAUGUCAAGGCGAGUCACUACUACUGUGACCUGACACUGGACCCCAUCUUGAAGGAGCUGCUAUCCACCCCUCAACCAUUGCCGCCGUCUAAAACUUGAACAAGAAGAAGAAGAAAUAUCGAAAAGUGAUAUUAAAAUGCAUUUCGCGAUGUGUUAUUGUUUGCAUCAGGAGGGCGGUCGUCUGCUUUUAUAAAUAUGUGACCUCACAGAGUACUUGGAAAUAUGUACCAUGCUUUCAUGAUCUAUGACGCUACAUAAAAUAUAAAAUCAAUGACCAUGUGAUGGGUUGCCAUCUGAAUCA
Sphaeroforma arctica JP610 is the source of this 950-nucleotide messenger RNA. RefSeq lists its product as hypothetical. The annotation marks the transcript as partial. The transcript is spliced from 8 exons. The record is from RefSeq and is a predicted model, not a curated record. NCBI's taxonomy places the organism in Eukaryota, Ichthyosporea, Ichthyophonida. Gene Ontology annotation, cellular component: cytoplasm.